AAAUGCAUUGCCUGUGGACAUCGUAGAGAAAGUAUGGCGGUUAAAGGCAUUGUUUGUAAGAAAAAUGUGGCGCACCGGCGAAUGACCUCAAAAAUAGAUAAGCCUAGACUCCUAAUUCUUGGAGGAGCACUGGAAUAUCAACGGGUGGCUAACCAUUUGUCAAGUUUUGACACUUUAUUGCAGCAGGAAAUGGACCAUCUAAAGAUGGCUGUUGCAAAGAUUGAUGCUCAUCAUCCAAGCAUUCUGUUAGUAGAGAAGUCUGUAUCUCGAUUUGCGCAGGAAUACCUGCUUGCGAAAGACAUAUCUCUGGUUCUCAAUGUGAAGCGGUCACUUUUAGAGCGUAUUGCCCGUUGUACAGGUGCACAAGUAGUCCCUUCAAUUGAUAAUCUUACAACGCCGAAGUUAGGGUACUGUGAUUCGUUCCAUGUUGAUAAGUUCGUAGAAGAGCAUGGUAGUGCUGGGCAAGCUGGAAAAAAAUUGACAAAGACCUUGAUGUUUUUCGAGGGAUGCCCAAAGCCAUUUGGUUGUACGAUUUUGCUCAAGGGCGCCAACGGGGAUGAUUUGAAGAAGAUAAAACGUGUUAUCCAGUAUGGAGUUUUUGCUGCUUAUCACCUGGCUCUGGAGACGUCUUUUCUUGCUGAUGAAGGUGCUUCCUUGCCAGAGCUCCCUUUGAAGUCCCCAAUUAAAGUUGCAUUGCCUGAUAAACCAUCAACUAUUCAAAGAUCCAUUUCUAUGAUUCCUGGUUUCUCUCUACCCAUAGCCCAGAGACCGCUCGAUCACCAUUGCCUUGGCAUGUCAUCUCAUUCCUCAACCAACAUGUUGUCUGGUAUCACAUCAUCAUCCAACAAUGCUCCACUGCUUGUUGAACAGUCAAGUUUCCCUGAAGGUUCUAACUCAUUAGCUAGUGCUACAACGGCCUCAAAUAAGGUAGACCUUUCUGAUUGUCUUAAUUCCUCACAUCAUUCAAGGCUUCAGUUCUCAGAUCAAGCUGACGAGAGGAAUAAAAUGGCUCCAAAUGACCCUCAUGAAGAAUCUCCACUGGACAGAGGUGAAGUUGCAGGAAAUGAUUAUAUACCGAAUUUUCCUAGCAAUGCUUUGAGAGAUGCUGGUAGCCUUUCUCAUGUUGUGGAAAUUUUACGCACUACUCACACUUCAGAAUUGGUGCUACCGGAAUUUGAUAAUAGUUACUUUGAGGAAUUAGGCUCAUCGAAGCAAGAGUUUCCUUCCUCAUCUUCCGAUCAGCAGAGUAUUUUAGUGUCCCAUUCAACACGCUGUGUUUGGAAAGGAACUGUUUGCGAGCGCGCUCAUAUUUCUCGAAUAAAAUACUAUGGACUCUCUGAUAUGCCUUUGGGCCGUUUUUUACGGGACCAGCUGUUUGCUCAGAAUUAUAGGUGUCCCUCAUGUGAAAUGCCGCCAGAGGCACAUGUUCAUUGCUAUACUCAUCGGCAAGGCAGCCUCACAAUUUCUGUAAAGAACCUACCUGAACGUAUCUUGCCAGGAGAACGGGAAGGAAAGAUAUGGAUGUGGCACAGGUGUCUGCGAUGUCCUCGGACCAAUGGUUUCCCUCCUCCAACCAGGAGGGUAUUGAUGUCUGAUGCUGCUUGGGGAUUGUCAUUUGGGAAAUUUUUGGAACUCAGUUUUUCAAAUCAUGCAGCAGCGAGCAGGGUCGCAAGUUGUGGUCAUCUUCUUCACCGAGAAUGUCUCCGGUUCUAUGGGUAUGCUGUUUCCUAUAUGGCAUUUUUAUGCAUUAACUUUUCACACUGGGAUUAUAAUGCCUUCACCGGAUUAUUAUGCAAGGCACUUAGUGGGGAAGUCAAAGUUGGUCAGCCUGCAGUUGACAUCCUUGAGAUAAAUCGACUGAGAAGGCAGUUGGUUUUUCAUGCUUAUCUAUGGGACAGACGCUUGAUACAUCUUUCCAGUUCUCAUGGUAAAAAUUCCCAAACUCAGGGCAGUUUGACACCACAACUGAAGGAGAAGUGCUUCAGCUCUAGCGAGGAACUUUCUGAAAGGAAUGCAAUUCCGAGACCUGGCAAAAGCUUAGGUAGCUAUGAUUCAGUUCUUCAGUAUGGGAAGACUGAAAUAACAUCAAAUGAAGGAAGGCACAAUCAGAUUCCUGAUGGGGUUCAUGAACGAUUGAAUAUUGAUGAGAACUUAACCCAUGGGAAAGACACUCAGGCUACAGGAGAUGGAAAUGUACUGGAACCUGGAAAAAAUGUCACACGUGUACUUUCAGAUGGAAAGUUCCCUUCUGUGGAAAGUUUAUCUGACACUCUUGAUGCUGCAUGGACUGGUGAAGGCCACCUGGCUAUUAAGGAGCAUAACAGUGCAUUUCCAGAUUCUUUCCUUGUAGAUUCUUCUGCUUUGACUGGAGUUACAGCAAACUCAGAUGUCGAAAGGUCUAUGUGUGGCAAAAGUGGGGCUGUAACACCUCAUUUAUCUGCAAAGUCUGACAAUGCGGACUACUUGACCUGGUCAACGGCACAUUUUUCAAAUUUCUAUCGAUACUUCAACAAGAAUAUCACAUCAAAUCCACAAUUUAUUGGUAAAUUGGACGAGCAUAAUCCUGUUUAUAUCUCGUCGUUUAGCGAAUUGCUACAUCAAGGUGGUGCCAGGCUGCUGAUGGCUGUUGGUGUUAAUGACAUUGUUGUUCCAGUUUAUGAUGAUGAGCCAACAAGUAUUAUCUCAUAUGCACUUGUGUCACCAGAUUACCACAAUCAAAUGUCAGAUGAACCUCAAAAUCUGAAAGAAAAUCACAAAUCUUCAGCUUCUCUGCCGUUUCUGGAUUCAUUAAAUUUACUUUCACAUUCGUCUGUGGAUGAAGUAGUUUCGAACUCUCCAAGAAGUUUCGGAUUUACAGAUGAAAGCAUGUCAUCGAGUUUUAGUUCUCGCAACUCAAACAUGGAUCCACCUGCAUAUAUUAAUGCUUUGCAUGCCCGAAUAUCUUUCUCAGAUGAUGGACCUCUGGGAAAGGUUAAGUACACAGUCACCUGUUAUUAUGCAAAGCAUUUUGAGACCUUAAGAAAGUCUUGUUGCCCCUAUGAAUUAGACUUCAUACGGUCCCUUUGCCGAUGUAAAAAAUGGGGUGCACAGGGUGGCAAGAGCAAUGUUUUCUUUGCCAAAACCUUGGACGACCGAUUUAUCAUCAAGCAGGUAACAAAGACAGAGUUGGAGUCAUUUAUCAAGUUUGCACCAGCUUACUUUAAGUAUUUAUCUGAAUCAAUAGCUAGUGGGAGCCCAACUUGCUUGGCAAAGAUUUUGGGGAUCUACCAGGUUGCAUCAAAGCAUCUCAAAGGGGGGAAAGAAUCAAGAAUGGAUGUGCUUGUUAUGGAAAAUCUUCUUUUUAAGCGCAACAUCACUAAACUGUAUGACCUCAAAGGGUCUUCUCGAUCACGCUAUAAUCCAGAUUCAAGUGGAAGUAACAAAGUUUUACUUGAUCAGAACUUAAUUGAAGCAAUGCCAACUUCUCCGAUUUUUGUGGGAACGAAGGCUAAGCGGCUGCUGCAGAGAGCUGUGUGGAAUGAUACUUCAUUUCUAGCGUCAAUAGAUGUGAUGGAUUACUCAUUACUAGUCGGAGUGGAUGAGGAAAAGCAUGAACUGGUGCUCGGUAUUAUUGAUUUCAUGAGACAGUAUACAUGGGACAAACAUCUUGAGACGUGGGUAAAGGCUUCAGGCAUUCUAGGUGGGCCAAAGAAUUCAUCCCCAACAGUGAUUUCUCCAAAGCAAUACAAAACGAGAUUCAGGAAAGCAAUGUCGACAUACUUUCUGAUGGUGCCAGAUCAAUGGUCUUCAUCAACAGGCAUUUCUAGUGGAUCCCAAGCCAAUCUAUGCGAAGUGUCAAGUGGGCCUACAUGAAGUGAUCCUUAAAUAUCAGUUCAGAAAAUUUUCAAGAUAUUUGCCCCGACCGGUCUUGUACUACAGGAAGUUACUUCCACACCAAGAAUCUCUAUUUUUUGGCAGUUCUGCAACUGUAGUCUAAGCUCUUGUACAGACAAUAGUGUUUCUUCUUUUUCUUUCUCCCUAUGAUUUGAGAUGAAGAAAGGGUCUCCAGUGGAUUGUCCGAGGAACAUAUCGCACCGCACCCCCUCCCCCAGGUUGGUUUUCUAGUUUUCAGGAACUUGAUACGUCCAUUUUGAUGCUCAAUGGAAGUGCUUGGUAUAUUCAUGUGCUUCAAUGAGAAUGAGAGGGUUUGACAACGGCUGUUAUGGUAGCAGUAAGAAGGAAUAGAAUUUUAUCUAGAAGCUGAGUCCUAAAAUUAGAUGCCAUUCGAAAUUUGUACACGCUUGAGAUAUAUAAACUCCCUCUUCAAAGAGUAUUUCUUAUUGGGAUUCUUGCCCUA
This is a messenger RNA of Nicotiana tabacum (common tobacco), 4336 nucleotides long. The record is from RefSeq and is a predicted model, not a curated record. NCBI's taxonomy places the organism in Eukaryota, Viridiplantae, Streptophyta, Magnoliopsida, Solanales, Solanaceae.